Raphanus sativus (radish) is the source of this 4122-nucleotide messenger RNA. Its product is annotated as pentatricopeptide repeat-containing protein ELI1, chloroplastic. Gene Ontology annotation, biological process: RNA modification. Bases 117 to 2036 code for a protein of 639 amino acids. The record is from RefSeq and is a predicted model, not a curated record. Lineage: Eukaryota; Viridiplantae; Streptophyta; Magnoliopsida; Brassicales; Brassicaceae. The transcript has 2 exons. Gene Ontology annotation, molecular function: zinc ion binding; RNA binding; protein binding.
AUCUCUUCUUUUCAUCGAACGUUUAACCAGCAGGGCCCUGCCACGUUAGUGAAUGCUUCUCUGACGAAGAAUUAGACGACCGAUGGUGAACUUUGGAAUAUCAACAACCGAAGAUAAUGGCCUCGUCACCAAUUCUCGCCACGUCACUUCCGCAAAAACAGCCGACCACUUCCUCACCCGCCGGUGGAUUCCGCCUUCCUCCGCCGCCAGAGAAACUCGCAAUUCUACUCGACAAAUCGGAAUCGGUGGAUUUAAUCAAGCAAAUCCACGCGGCAAUUCUCCGCCAUAACCUCUUCCUCCAUCCCUACCACCCUGUCCUAAACCUCAAGCUCCACCGUGCAUACGCUUCCCACGGCAAGAUCCGCCACUCGCUGUCUCUAUUUCACCACACGAUCGAUCCAGACUUGUUCCUCUUCACGGCGACGAUCAACACUGCCUCCAUUAACGGCCUCCGUGACCAAGCUCUCCUGCUCUAUGUUCAAUUGCUAUCUUCUGAAAUCAUCCCCAAUGAGUUUACUCUCUCGUCGGUUUUGAAAUCAUGCUCGGCUGAGUCUGUACAAGCGAUUCAUACUCAUGUUCUCAAGUUCGGAUUGGCGCUAGAUCCUUACGUGGCAACUGGUCUCGUCGACGUUUACGCGAGAGGCGGAGAUUUAGUAUCUGCACUCAAGGUGUUCGAUAGAAUGCCUGAGAGAAGAAGCCUCGUUUCUUCCACUGCUAUGAUCACCUGCUACGCCAAGCAAGGGAACGUUGUGGCUGCCAGGGCUUUGUUCGAGGGAAUGCCUGAGAUUGAGAGAGACAUUGUUUCUUGGAACGUGAUGAUUGAUGGAUACGCUCAACACGGGUUUCCCACCGAAGCUCUGAGGCUUUUCCAGAAACUCUUGUCCGAAGGAAACCCAAAGCCUGAUGAGAUAACACUCGUGGCUGCUCUCUCCGCUUGUUCUCAGAUCGGUGCGCUUGAAUCUGGGCGUUGGAUUCAUCUUUUCAUCAAGAGAAGUCGUCGCAUCAUCAGUGUCAAUGUUAAAGUAUGCACGGCUUUGAUUGAUAUGUAUAGCAAAUGUGGGAGCUUGGAAGAGGCUGUUUCUGUGUUUAACGAUACUCCGAGGAAGGAUACCGUGGCCUGGAAUGCGAUGAUCGCUGGUUACGCAAUGCACGGUUAUAGCCAAGACGCGUUGAGAUUGUUUGGUGAGAUGCAGGGAACCGUAGGGUUGCAGGCAACGGAUAUAACUUUCAUAGCAACACUACAGGCUUGUGCUCAUGCUGGUUUGGUGAAGGAAGGUGUCAGAAUGUUUGAGUCAAUGGGACAAGAGUAUGGUAUUAAACCCAAGAUCGAACAUUACGGAUGUUUGGUCAGUCUCCUUGGUCGCGCUGGUCGGUUAAAACAGGCUUAUGAAAUCAUAAAGAAGAUGGAAACUGAGGCUGAUUCUGUUGUGUGGAGUUCUCUUCUCGGAAGCUGUAAACUUCAUGGAGAUUUCGUGUUAGGCAAGGAAAUUGCAGAGUAUCUCAUUGGACGGAACAUCACAAACUCAGGAACUUAUGUUCUUCUUUCGAAUAUAUAUGCAUCGGAGAGUGAUUAUGAAGGCGUGGCGAAAGUGAGGAGCUUGAUGAAGGAGAAAACGAUAGUGAAAGAGCCAGGGGUAAGCGCCAUAGAAGUCGAUGAUAGAGUUCAUGAAUUUCGAGCUGGAGAUAGAAACCAUUUGCAAAGCAGGGAGAUUUAUACACUGUUGAGAAAGUUGAGCGAGCGGAUCAAGUCUUGUGGUUACGUGCCAGAUACAAACGCGGUCUUGCAAGAUCUUGAGGAGACAGAGAAAGAGGAGUCUCUACAAGUUCACAGCGAGAGGCUGGCCAUUGCGUAUGGUCUGAUCAGUACCCAACCAGGAAGUCCCUUGAGGAUAUUCAAGAACCUGCGAGUGUGUUCGGAUUGCCAUACGGUGACAAAACUGAUAUCGAAGAUCACAGGAAGGAAAAUUGUCGUGAGAGAUCGGAAUAGGUUCCAUCAUUUCGUGGAUGGUUCUUGUUCUUGUGGCGAUUUCUGGUAAAACCGAACGUUAUGUAUUGUGGGCUGUACAUGAAAAGCAGGGCCCGUCCUGAUGAAAAGGAGUCAAUUGUUGUUUUAAUGUAUCUGGCAUUUAGUCUCAGUGUCUCUAUCGUAAAUAGAUUGUGUGAAGGUGAAAGCCAAACAAUCUCCAAAGACCGUAAGAACAUUUAUCCUCCAGUGAUCAAAGAACUGCACAUCCCAACGCAGCUCCUGACAAACUUGUUGAAGGAAGCUUUCCCUGAAGAACAAUGAACAAAGUUGUAGGAGCUACAGAACGGCAUUCAACAAAAAUGGGCUGCUUGAAAAAGAUAUGCAAAUUAAGAAACCUUGAGCUGAGAAAAAUCAGAAAGUAGAUUGUUCUGUGGUCUUGCGUUCUCAAUUGACUCCUUGCAACCAUGGUUGUGCAACCGCUAGUGGUUUAUGUUUUCCAUCACCUGAAAGACCGGUUGAGACUUGAGAGCAUUGUCUGUACUUCAACUGGUCGUUGGUUUCCGUACACAUUGAUUUUCAUGGUUACUUACACCUUCCUGGAAUCGAAACAACAACAUAAAAGAAGAAUCGUUUUUUUUGAGUGGUGGACGUUGUUCAAAAAAAAAAAGUUGCAGCGGUCCUUGCAAGAGAUGACCAGACCAGAUCGUAUAUGACUGGAGCCAUUCUGGUAUUCACCGUGGUAAAGGAGAUCAGAAAGUCUUUUCUGAAAGUUAUAUUUGUGGGUGACUGCAAAAACCCAUUUGGUGACAUCAAUAACUUUAUAAUAAAUAGGCAGGCAGGCAUAUGGACCAGAUCUUGUAUCGCAUAAUAUGUAAAAGAUAUUGUCACUCUAUCCUCGGAGAAGUCUGCAUUCUCGUAUAUGUAUGUUAGUAGAGUAGUGAUGAAUGAAGUUGAUAGAUUAGCUAAGUUAGCUUGACAACGUAGAUAGAAAAGAGUUAUUUUAUUCAGAAAAGGAGUAACAUUCUACAGGUAAACCCUCUACAAAACCAGUCACAUUACCGUACAUUAUUAUUACUCUUUUUAUUACUAUUUAACUUCUUUUUACAGUAGAGGUUCGUUCACUGCUAAGCUCUUAAGCAUCAGCCUUCCUUGGCCUUCCGUAGCUAGCCGGGCCACUGCUGUGUGUCAAAGUGGUCUCGAUCGUGUUGAACUUGACCCUUCUUGCUUCUUCGAGUGAGAUUUGGUAACCAUUGGAUAUGACCUCUAAUGGUAAACCUCUCAUGACCGAGGUUCGUCCAGCAAGUGUGUUGAUCUGCGCGUUUGCGUUUGUCUUGAACUCGAUCCACCGGAACUGUUCGCUUGUUGCGCGUUUCACCACGGAGAAACCUUGUGGUAUGGCAAGUAGCUGUCCUUGAGAGACUUGUCCGUCGAACACUCUGUCACCAUUGUCGUUGACCACCUGCACAUGGGCUUCCCCGUCUGUCACGUAGAGAACCGCGUUUGCAUUUGCGUUCCACUGUGGAAGCACCAUCGCGUUCUACAUCCAAUACGGCACGUGCCAAACCGAUUAACAAGAUUAAUCAUAGCCAAACUUUCAAAUGUUAAUCCCUAUUAAAAUGCAGGUUAGUUUUAAAUAGACAAUGUUUAUGGAUGUACUUACUUGACGGAUAGAUCCACGGAGGGCUGAGAGACGAAGGAAGCGAAGGAUGGGGAGAUCGUAGCUGUUCAGAGUGCUGAUGUAACCGAGCUGUGGCUUGUACACGUCGGCAUUAGACGGGUCAUCGAGGUUAUCGGUGCACCUCGCGCUGCAUAUGGUCUCUUCUAAACCGUUAACUUCCUCCUGUGGUCUCUGACUCCUCAAAGGCGGCCUAAUGACACUGAAUGGGCCUUGGACUCGGACAAUGUUUCCACGGUUGUCUUGCUGGUUCUGAAGUUGUUGCGCUGUCCUAACGUCGAUCUUGAAAGCUUUAGCAAGAACCUCUGGUGCGAAGCCAUUAAGGAUGUUCUUUUGUGGCUGUUGUUCUCGUCCUUGUACCCAUACUUGGCCUUGUGGGUUGUUUCCGGCUAAGUGAAAUGGCUACAUAUAAAACAGAACCAUUUUUUUUUGUUAUUCUGUAAUUAUAUAAAAGGUUAUAUGAUUGCUUUUGAGGUUUUCA